GCCAGCAAAACUUUAAAAAUAUUCCAGCACAUGGGAUUGCGGUGCAUGUCAUUGCGAUCUUUUUUCCGACAUCAAAAUACCAAGCUGUUUCCAAGCAUUCAUUUAUAUUGGAAAAAGUACAAAGACUCUUUGAACACAAAUUUAAGGAAAAUCCAAGACAUAGUUCUUGCUGGUGAUGGCCGCCAUGAGAGUAUGGGCCAUUGUGCAAAACACUGUGCAUACAGCAUAUUCUGUUGUAAUGGUGACAUAAAUAAAAUUGUAGAUUUUUGUUUAGUGCAGAGAAAUGAAGCUGGUAACAGCCCAGCAAUGGAGUAUCUAGCUUUCACAAAGGCACUGGAGAGGCUUUAAAAGAUGGCUUGAAUGUGACAACUUUU
Xenia sp. Carnegie-2017 is the source of this 374-nucleotide messenger RNA. RefSeq lists its product as uncharacterized. The record is from RefSeq and is a predicted model, not a curated record. The transcript has 3 exons. NCBI's taxonomy places the organism in Eukaryota, Metazoa, Cnidaria, Anthozoa, Malacalcyonacea, Xeniidae. The coding region runs from base 31 to 348 and encodes 105 amino acids.